UGUUCUCUUGUGUAAAUGCAGAUGAAUAUAGAGAAGCUCCAGAAGAUGGCUGGUGCCGUGCGCACUGGUGGAAAGGGAAGCGUUAGAAGAAAAAAGAAGGAUGUACACAAGACCACAACCACAGAUGAUAAAAGGCUUCAAAGCACUCUUAAAAGAAUAGGUGUUAAUGCCAUUCCAGCCAUUCAGGAGGUCAAUAUUUUCAAGGACGAUGUAGUCAUCCAGUUCCAAAACCCUAAAGUUCAAGCUUCAAUUGCUGCCAACACAUGGGUUGUUAGUGGUUCUCCUCAAACAAAGAAAUUGCAAGAUCUUUUACCUGGAAUUAUCAACCAAUUGGGACCGGAUAACUUGGACAACUUGAGGAAGCUUGCAGAACAAUUCCAGAAGCAGAUGUCUGGUGGUGCAGGUGCCAUUCCUGGAACAAUCCCUGAGGAGGAUGACAAUGAUGUGCCAGAGCUUGUGGCUGGAGAGACAUUCGAAGCCGCAGCCGACGAGGAAAAAGCAGCUUCCUAGAUAUUGCAAGGGAAAG
Papaver somniferum (opium poppy) is the source of this 526-nucleotide messenger RNA. RefSeq names its product basic transcription factor 3-like. The transcript has 5 exons. The record is from RefSeq and is a predicted model, not a curated record. Gene Ontology annotation, cellular component: nascent polypeptide-associated complex; cytosol. Bases 16 to 510 code for a protein of 164 amino acids. Lineage: Eukaryota; Viridiplantae; Streptophyta; Magnoliopsida; Ranunculales; Papaveraceae.